Miscanthus lutarioriparius is the source of this 2391-nucleotide messenger RNA. The record is from the annotation of a GenBank genome assembly. NCBI's taxonomy places the organism in Eukaryota, Viridiplantae, Streptophyta, Magnoliopsida, Poales, Poaceae.
AUGGCGCUUCCUCCUCCUCAUCGCUUGCUGCCGCGCUCUUCCAGCUUUACGAGCAGCGUCAUCACCCCCGCGUCCCCACACAGUGGCAGUCACAGACCCAAUACGUUCGUACCAAACGCCUCCACCACUACCGCCACCGCGGCGCAGCUCUCCCUGCUCCGCGCCCACGCCCGCGCCGGCCGGAUGCGGCCCGCGCAGGAGGUGUUCGACGCAAUGCCAGAUCGAGGGAGGUCCCUUGUCGCCUGGACCACGCUCAUGUCCGGGUACGCCACCCACGGUCCAGCCUCCGAGGCGCUCGAGCUGCUCCUUUGCAUGCUCGGUCUUCUCGUCAGACCCGACGCCUUCGUCUUCUCUGUCGCGUUACGCGCCUGCGCCGCCGUCGGGAGCCUUCGAUUCGGCAGGCAGCUCCAUGGCGCCGUCGCCAAGCUCGGGUACGUUGGCGUAGACCUCUUCGUGGCCAACGGCCUCGUCACCAUGUACUCGAGCUGCCAGUCCCUCCGUUGCGCCGAGAAGGUCUUCGGCAGUAUCGCCUCUCCGGACCUGGUUUCCUGGACAUCCAUGCUCAGUGCAUACACUGAGAACGGAUGUGACGCCGAAGCACUGAUGCUGUUCAUGGAAAUGAUCCGUGAUGGCGUCGCUUGCGAUGCUUUUACACUGUCGGUGGCACUCAGGGCAGCUUCGAGUUUGGGCCAUGUGGGAUUGGGCCAUCAGCUACACUGCUGCAUGAUCAAGAUGGGUUUGGUCGGCAAGGAAUUCCUGGAUAAUUGUCUGAUCGGAUUCUACGGACGGUCUGGUGAACUGCAGCUGAUGCGAAACGUGUUCAAUGAGAUGAAUGGCAAAGAUUUGGUUUCUUGGAACACCAUAAUCCAGUGUUAUGCAGAAAACUUGUGCCAUGAAGAAGCCUCAGCUCAUUUUCGUGCUAUGAUGUUUGAAUUCGCAGAAUGCGAUGAGUUUACGCUGGGCAGCAUUCUUCAUGUUGUUACCAGAACUGGUGCUUUUGGUCAUGGUAUGGAAAUACAUGGCUACCUCAUCAGAGCCGGUUUGGACUCUGACAAGCACGUCAUGAGUGCUCUCAUUGAUAUGUAUGUCAGUUGGGCUACUCUUCGUAAGAGGUACCGGGUGUUUCCUUUGAGAAUGUUAAAAUAUUAUCUGACAGUGCAGGGCAAGCUGGAUCAAUUCAUCGUGGCAAGCAGUCUGAAGUCAUGUGCUUCUGGUCUAGAUCUGGUAGCAGGGAGGAUGUUGCAUGCUUGCAUUUUAAAGUCUGAUAUGAAUCCAGAUUCUUUUGUUACUAGUUCGUUGGUUGACAUGUAUGCUAAAUGCGGUGCUCUGGAUGAAUCAAAUCUUCUGUUUUCAAGAACCAAGAAUCCAGGUACAGCUGCGUGGUCUGCUGCUAUCUCAGGAAACUGUCUGAAUGGCCAGUACGGAAUAGCAGUGCAUUUGUUUAGGAGUAUGCAGUCAGAGCAUGUGCAACCUAACGAAUUCACCUACACCGCUAUACUUACGGCAUGCAUGGCUCUUGGAGAUACUGUAAGUGGUAUGGAGAUCCACAGCAACUUGAUUCGAAAUGGCUAUGGAACCAACACCUCUGUCCUGAAAAGUUUGAUUACCUUUUACCUAAGACAAGGUCGGUACCACCAGGCUCUGAAACUGUGCUUAGCACUCUCAAACCAUGAUAUUUCUUGGGACACACUGGUCGAAUCAUUUUCUCAGGUUGACCAUCAUGUUGGAAUAGUUUAUCUUUUUCAUGUUAUCCAACGUUGUGGCGCAAACCUUGACUACCAUACUGCACAUCUCAUCUUGAGUUCGUGUGGGAAGCUGGGACUUCUUGAGGAAGGGUUGCAAGCACAUGCCUACAUGACCAAGUGUGGCCUUGCUUCCACUGCUUGUACCAACAGCUACCUCAUCGACAUGUACUCCAGUUGUGGUAGCCUUAGGCAUGCGUUCGAUGCCUUCAACUAUAUGCCUAACAAGGAUGCAUCUUCCUGGACGUCAAUAGUGGCGGCAAACGUCGAGAAUGGCUGCCCAGAGACUGCCAUUCGCCUGUUUUCACAGAUGCAGAAGGAGAAGUGCCGUCCGACACCGGAGGCAUUUUUAUCUGUGCUGAAGGCCUGCGCGAGAACUGGCCUAGUAAAUGAAGCAUUCAGGUUUUUUGCGUCCAUGACGGAGGUUUACAAGAUACAGCCCUCGGAGGAGCAUUAUUCCCACAUGAUUGAAGUCUUGAGUCGUGCGGGGAUGUUCAAGGAGGCAGAGCAUUUCAUCGACAGUGUCGUUCCUUCUGAAUCUGUCGCAUCGGCCUGGAGUUUGCUUUGUGCUGCUGCGAAACAGAACGGAAAUGAUAAGACGGUAGAGCUUGCAGGAGACAGACUAGCAAGGCUUCCUGGUGGCUGCUGA